Molecule: messenger RNA, 819 nt
Organism: Desarmillaria tabescens
Lineage: Eukaryota; Fungi; Basidiomycota; Agaricomycetes; Agaricales; Physalacriaceae
Exons: 7
Coding region: 1-819 (272 amino acids)
Source: RefSeq, a predicted model, not a curated record
AUGGUUAGUAGCAGCCUUUGCCAAUAUGAUACACAUGAUCCUUGGUGUCUACACAUGAGUGUCUGCCUAAUCUCUAAAAAAUGUCACAUAGCCAACUUUCAUAGAUGGGAAUUCAUAAUUUUAUUUAAGUAUGAUUGGAAACAGAUAGUGAGAGCAAAGGCUUUUCGCUGGCCCAUGCUGUUUUAUUUUUGCAACUGGUAUUUUUUACUAUUUUCUCUCAUCGGAGUGUUUGACAUCUAUUUUUUCCCUAUUAACUGUCAAGUCUUGUACAUUUUCAAUCAGGUAUCUCCACUUUAUGAUUCUUCAACUGUGCUAAAGGCUCAAAAUAGGUCUUUGGAAAUGCAUCUAUUUGCCAUAUGGGGUUUCCAUCACCAAAUUGUCAUACCAAUCUCCAUUCUUAUCCUGGCUCACUGGUCCCUUCUACUUCACAGCAUGAUAGUCUUUAUAUUAACUGGGAACUUGCACCAUAGCAACAAGAUGCUAGCAGCCACUUUUAUCUACACCCUGAGUUUUGACUUCCUGAUCUUGCUGUUAACUGGAUGUAAACUACACAUGAAAGUACCAGGAAAUAUACAACACUCAGAGAUUAUCCAGCUGGUUUUCAUAGAUGGAUUGAUCUUCUUGGUCACUUUUGUUGUCAAUGUAAUUGCUGUGAUAAGUGUUUUCAUGCUCUUAAAUCUCAAUGCUGUGAUGUCCAUCAUUGCCAGUGUCCUGGUGGCUACACUGUCCAUGGUAUGUGCUAAAUAUAUGCAUCCAAGCCUCAGUUCCAGAUUGAAAUUAUGGCCUAGAUUGUCACUUGUUGAGCAGUGCACUGUCUGA